This is a messenger RNA of Anopheles coustani, 932 nucleotides long. Its product is annotated as calcium load-activated calcium channel. The record is from RefSeq and is a predicted model, not a curated record. Gene Ontology annotation, molecular function: calcium channel activity. Gene Ontology annotation, cellular component: endoplasmic reticulum; endoplasmic reticulum membrane; cytoplasm. NCBI's taxonomy places the organism in Eukaryota, Metazoa, Arthropoda, Insecta, Diptera, Culicidae. Bases 145 to 696 code for a protein of 183 amino acids. Gene Ontology annotation, biological process: endoplasmic reticulum calcium ion homeostasis. The transcript has 4 exons.
CCUUGCCUUUUUACAGACGUUCGUAUUUAUACUUUUUCAAAGGAGCAAAUAGCAGGAUUUCUUCAAAUUUUGUAUCGAAAAGUGCAAGUAUCGCCGAAAAGCAGUGUUCCCACGUUUUGCUAAAAUCUUUUUCCGACGAACAACAUGUGGUCCGAUACGCUGCUGAUAGUUUUUAUUUCAAUCUUUACCGCACUUUUGGGAGAAGGUCUGACGUGGGUGAUGGUAUACCGGACAGAGAAAUAUCAGAAACUGAAAGGAGAAGUAGAGAAACAGAGCAAAAAAUUGGAGAAGCGAAAAGAAAUUCUAGGAGAAUCCUUAGAUAAGAGCCAUAAAAAGAAAAUCGAACGCGAUGAAGAAAAGUUGAAGAACAACAAUCGCGAUCUAUCGCUUGUGAAGAUGAAGUCAAUGUUUGCCAUCGGUUUUGCCUUCACAGCGCUUCUCAGCAUGUUCAACAGCAUCUUUGAUGGCCGAAUCGUAGCACGGUUACCAUUUGUGCCAAUCUCUUGGAUUCAGGGUCUGAGCCACCGGAACCUGCCCGGUGAUGAUUACACGGAAUGUUCAUUCAUUUUCCUGUACAUCCUAUGCACGAUGUCCAUUCGUCAGAAUAUACAGAAAAUGCUUGGCUUUGCACCAUCGCGAGCUGCGAGCAAACAGGCUGGUGGUUUGUUCGGCCCUACACCGGGCCAAUUCAAGUGAACUGUGGCCAUUACACUGGUAUUCUGUGAGUCUCCUGCGUGUUUGACGAGCGGACAAAACAGCCUGUACCUCUCCUACUAAAUUGUUCUUCUCCCAACGAUGCGAUUACUUUACGUACGUAAGUUUAUGUUUGUUCUCAAUUAAUUUUUUUGUUAAAGUAGCAUAGCGCCAAUGUUCAUCGAUGUAUUGGAGUGAGAUUAAAUAAAUUCCUCGGCCAAGGACGAUUUAAAAUAUCA